AUGCUGGGGUCGGUGAAGAUGGAAGGCCACGACGCUCCGGACUGGAGCGGCUUCUACGGAGAAGAGGUGUACUCCCCGAUGGCAGGUGGUGGGAUGGGUUCUGGUCUUGGGAUGGGCUCUAUGUCAGGCUACAUGUCCAGCAGUGGAACAACGUCAGGCUCCUUCAACAUGUCCUACAGCGGAACCGGUCUGAGCCCGUCACCAGCUGGGGGUAUGGGGGGCUCAGCCCAGGCAGCUAUGUGUGGUCUUGGUGGGGGCGUGGCCUCUAUGGGUGGUGCACUGAGCCCUUCCAGCAUGAGCUCAGUGUCAGGCCAGCAGGCGUCCAUGGGCCUGAACCCCUAUGGUGGCAUGAGUCCAACCAUGAGUCCCAGCAUGGCCUAUGGUGGCGCUGGUCUCAGUCGAACCCGGGACACCAAGGCCUUCAGACGGAGCUACCCGCAUGCCAAACCCCCCUACUCCUACAUAUCACUCAUCACCAUGGCAAUCCAGCAGGCACCCAGUAAGAUGCUGACCCUGAGCGAGAUCUACCAGUGGAUCAUGGACUUGUUCCCAUAUUACCGGCAGAACCAGCAGCGUUGGCAGAACUCCAUCCGCCACUCGCUGUCCUUCAAUGACUGCUUUGUGAAGGUGUCUCGCUCGCCGGACAAACCAGGGAAGGGCUCGUACUGGACCCUGCAUCCGGACUCUGGGAACAUGUUUGAGAACGGCUGCUACCUGCGCCGCCAGAAGAGGUUCAAGUGCGAGAAAAAGAUGGUAGUCAAAUCUGACGGCAGGAAGGAGCAGGGGGUUGCAGGCGGGGCCCGGGGACUGUCUCCUGCAAGAGACCCUAUCAAAUCUGCUGGACUCCUGGACUCAUCUGGGCCCUCCUCCAGCCAGGCAGCCUCCCCCCCAGGUCUGGACCUGAGGGCAGCUGUUGGUGGGGUGUCGGACCUGAAGGUGUCUGGCUCUCAGAUCCUGUCCUCCCUGUCUCUGCCCCCCCACUCCAUGGCCCACGAGCCCCCGCUGCAUCUCAAAGGAGACCCCCACUACUCCUUCAACCAUCCAUUUUCCAUCAAUAACCUCAUGUCAUCCUCAGAACAGCAGCACAAACUGGACCUGAAGGCCUACGAGGCACUACAGUACUCCUCCUACAAUGCUGGGGGAUCGUCCAGUCUGGGGGGAAGGACCAUGGAGCCUCUGGAGACAUCCUACUACCAGGGGGUAUACCCAAGACCCCUGCUAAACAGCUCGUCUUAG
This is a messenger RNA of Cololabis saira (Pacific saury), 1236 nucleotides long. It is a transcript of the gene foxa1, whose product is annotated as forkhead box A1. The transcript is spliced from 2 exons. Bases 1 to 1236 code for a protein of 411 amino acids. Gene Ontology annotation, molecular function: RNA polymerase II cis-regulatory region sequence-specific DNA binding; transcription factor binding; DNA-binding transcription factor activity, RNA polymerase II-specific. NCBI's taxonomy places the organism in Eukaryota, Metazoa, Chordata, Actinopteri, Beloniformes, Belonidae. Gene Ontology annotation, biological process: anatomical structure morphogenesis; cell differentiation; regulation of transcription by RNA polymerase II. The record is from RefSeq and is a predicted model, not a curated record.